AUGGAGGCUUGCUCCUUGAACUCACCAACUGUAACCACAAUACCCUCUUUAUCCCAAAGUGGGUUUACAGAAAAACCUCUUCUGCGCGGUCAGGUCCUCAAAUUUUCCAAUUCCAAGAGGUACCCACAUGCCAGGAAGCUUGGAUUUCUUCAUAUCAAAGCUCAAGCUUCAGGCACCACAAAGUUCAGCUCAGAGAUAGUUGAGCUAACUUCAAAAGAAGUAGAUCUAAAGGAUGAGAAUCUUGCAUUUGUUGCUGGUGCUACUGGUAAAGUUGGCUCACGAACAGUAAGGGAGCUUUUGAAACUUGGGUUCGAGGUCAGAGCUGGUGUCAGAAGUGCUCAGAGAGCAGAAACUCUUGUGCAAAGUGUUAAACAAAUGAAGCUUGAUGGUGAAGGAACUCAACCUGUAGAGAAGCUAAAAAUUGUGGAGUGUGACUUAGAGAAACCAGAUCAGAUUGGACCAGCAUUGGGCAAUGCCUCAGUUGUGUUGUGCUGCAUUGGUGCGAGCGAGAAGGAAGUUUUUGAUGUUACUGGACCAUAUCGAAUUGACUAUCUGGCUACCAAAAACCUUAUUGAGGCAGCAACGGUUGCAAAAGUUAACCACUUCAUAUUGCUUACCUCUCUGGGAACAAACAAGAUUGGAUUUCCCUGCAGCUAUUCUAAAAUAGUGAGACCUGGUGGAAUGGAACGGCCCACUGACGCUUACAAGGAAACUCAUAAUACUACCCUCUCAAAGGAAGAUACUUUAUUUGGUGGCCAAGUUUCAAACCUCCAGGUGGCAGAGCUCCUGGCAUCCGCGGCCAAAAAUCGUGCUGUUUCUUACUUCAAAGUAGUGGAAGUAAUUGCAGAAACAACUGCUCCAUUGACUCCCUUGGAGGACCUUCUUGCAAAGAUACCAUCUCAACGUGCUGACACUUACCCACCAAAGGGAUUAGGUACUGCACCUGCUACUAGUCCAGAACCUUCUAGGAGUACCAAACCACCAACAUCUCCUACUCUAUCCCCAAGCACUACUGAUGUUGCCACCAAAGCAAGUGAUGCAGAUGCUAGGCCUGCAGCACCCGCAGCCACCACUCUUCAAGAAGCUUCAGAAACCAUUGUAGAGAAAGAAGACAUUGGGACAAAAGUGAAAGAUACAAGGCCGCUCUCGCCUUAUGCUUCAUAUGAGGAUUUUAAACCACCUUCAUCCCCUUCACCCAGUCCACCUAGUGUUCAAAAAGAUAAUGUUGUUGAUGCAGUGUCACUGACCAUUUCAGAUGCUCAAACCAGCACAGUGGAUACAACAACCGCCGUGGAUGAGAUAAAAACAACCUCACAAGAAGUGCUAAUAACAAGGCCUCUUUCGCCUUAUGUUGCUUAUGAGGAUUUGAAGCCACCAAGCUCUCCAAGCCCAAUACCAAGUGGUCCCAAGCAAACACCCUUGGAUGCCUCAACUCCGGUAGAAGCUGUCUCGCAAUCAAGUGGAGUUAACGAUUCCACAGAGGCUGUGAUAAGCAGUGUUGCUGAAGAGGUUUCUCCACAAAAUUCAACUCAUUAUCAUUCACCCUACUAUGUAUAUGACAACUUCAAGCCCCCUUCAUCACCAUCUUCUACUCCUCCAAUCCUAUCAUCUCCUACUCCUACUCCUACUCCUACUCCUCCAAUCUUAUCAGUCCUCUCAGAACCUGUUGCAAAUAAUGGGUCUCCGAUUGAUACCUUGAACAGCACGGUGCAACCUCCAACAGAAGAUGCACAAAGCAACAGCGAGCAACAUACCAAACCGAAGCCAAGACCACUAUCACCUUUUUUCAUGAAUAACCAUAUGCUCUUCACUGCAACAGAGCCGUUGGAGUAA
Molecule: messenger RNA, 1833 nt
Organism: Prunus armeniaca (apricot)
Lineage: Eukaryota; Viridiplantae; Streptophyta; Magnoliopsida; Rosales; Rosaceae
Source: the annotation of a GenBank genome assembly